Molecule: messenger RNA, 1545 nt
Organism: Pisolithus orientalis
Lineage: Eukaryota; Fungi; Basidiomycota; Agaricomycetes; Boletales; Pisolithaceae
Exons: 5
Coding region: 104-1522 (472 amino acids)
Biological process (GO): translational elongation
Cellular component (GO): nucleus; cytoplasm
Molecular function (GO): translation elongation factor activity
Source: RefSeq, a predicted model, not a curated record
CAAUACGAUGUGACUUGGAGUGUUUCCGUGCAAGAAAAAAAAAAUCAGAUAUCGAUCGCUUCUUGUCUUUUCUCUUCCAUCUUCCCAUUCGUGAGCUCAGAAAAUGGCGCCCAUUGGAAAGCUUUACUCUGUCCCCAGCAUGAACCAGACCACCAUCAUCAAGGCUACUGCUGCGGUCGCUGGCGUGGAGUUUGAGGAACCAGAGUACAAGCACUACGAAGACAACAAAAAGCCGGAUUUCCUGGCCAAGUUCCCUCAUGGAAAGAUCCCUGCUCUUGAGUGCGCAAACGGUCUUAACCUGACCGAAGGCGCCGCCAUCGCUCAGGUAUACGAUACUUACGGAGAACCCAUAGUUGCCUCCAUUCCACCUAAUUCGGGCCUUCUCGGUGGCACCCUCGAAGACGCCGCUCUCGUCGACCAAUAUAUGCACUUCGCGGAGUCGGAAAUACACUUGUGCACCGAGUUCAUUUAUCUGAUGUUAAACGGAUAUAUGCCAUAUAACAAGGCUAUCCAUACGACAAUGACCGAGCGUCAGAUCCGAGGAUUUAACUCCCUCGAGACGAUCCUCCUCACUCGUACCUACCUUGUUGGCGAGCGCCUCACCCUUGCUGAUAUCACCGUUUCCUCUGUCAUUUUCCUUGCCGUCUCAUACACCCUCGAUGCCCCGCUGCGUGCUAAGUACCCAAAUAUCCUCCGCCACCUCGACCUCAUCAUCAAUCAACCAAAACUCAAGGAGGUCUUUGGCCAACCCACGUUCGUCGAGAAGGCCGCACAGUACACUCCACCCGUAAAGGAGAAGAAAGAAAAGGAACCUAAGCAGCCUGCUCCUGCACAGGCUCCAAAGAAGGAGAGACCCAAGAAAGCAGAAGAAGAUGAGGAGGAAGAGGAGAGCCUUGUCCCUGAGGAGCCCAAAGCCAAAAACCCUCUCGAUCUCCUACCAAAAUCGACCUUCAAUCUCGAGGACUGGAAACGCGCUUACUCCAACAAAGACACUCGCGGACCCGGUGGCUCUCUUGAGUGGUUCUACGAGAACUUCGACAGAGAGGGUUUCUCAGUCUACCGUGUUGACUUCAAAUAUAACGAGGAAUUGACCCUCGUCUUCAUGUCCUCAAACCAAAUCGGCGGUUUCUUCAACCGUCUGGAGGCUUCACGUAAAUAUCUUUUCGGAUCCAUGGGCGUCCUUGGAGAGGCCAACAACUCGAUCAUCGCCGGUGCUCUGAUCCUGCGUGGUCAGGAUGUUAAACCCGUUGUCGAGGUAGCACCCGACUACGAGAGCUACAUCUACAGGAAACUCGACCUCGAGAACGCCGAGGACAAAGCUUUCUUCGAGGGUGCUUUAGCCUGGGACUUGGAGAUCGAUGGGAAGAAGUGGCAGGAUGGGAAGAAUGUGAGUUGGCGUUUUUUUUUAAAUGUGAGGAACCGAUCUUUGACAUCUUGCUUUCUCGUUGCAGUUCAAGUAAACGAAAGGAAGUUUGUUUGUUGUAUCCUCACGAUUCACGUGUAUCACGUUGUCACUCUGUAGUUUUUUUACGAGGUUAAGAUACA